AUGUCUGACACUGAAGAUUCCGUUUUGGAAGGAGAGGAAGAAAAAGUAGGAUUCUGCCCUCGUGAGCAUGUAGUCCAUCUUUCUCUGCAGGUACAACUAAGAAAUUUGACUCAAGAAACCAUAAUUAAGGGGCUCUCAUUACUCUGCCGAACGGGAAAUGGACUAGCUCAUGCCUUUGUGAAAGCAGACCUGAAAAACAAAGGCCUGAGCGACAUAUCUGCAAUCAGCAGUUAUGUACAUCUACGGUUUGUGGACGUGUCCAAUAACCACCUUUGCGAUCUUUCUCCUCUGGCGUCACUGACUCAUUUGCUUUGGGUGAAGGUUGACAAUAAUGCUGUUACAAGUUUGAAACUGAAACCAUUGGGACAGUUGACCUACCUACAGUGGAUGAGUAUGGCUGAGAAUCAGCUAACAGACCUAGAAGGCCUGGUUGGACCUGCCUUAGAGAACCUUAAUGUUUCAGGUAAUAGUAUUCAGAGAGUGGAUGGACUUCGCACAGGUUGCUUUGACAACCUUGUAACUCUGGAGUUAAGAGGAAACCAACUGGAUACCACUGAUGGGAUCUACCUUCCCAAUCUGCGGCGAUUAUAUCUGGCCCAAAAUCUCAUCAAACGUCUAGAAGGUCUGGAGAGGCUCCAGCAUCUAACCACCCUUCACCUACGAGACAACCAACUGGUAUCUUUGGAUGGUCUCAGCUCCAACAUGAAGUGUAUGCAAUAUCUCAAUGUCAGAGGAAACACAAUCUCAAAUCAGGAUGCCUUGCGAUGCCUUGCAUCUGUGUCUAGAUCUUUGCAAGUUUUGGUCCUUUCUGAGAAUCCAGUUGAGGAAAUGGCAGACUACCGUCUGUGUGUACUGGUUUAUGUUCCCCAACUGGAACGACUUGACAAAGAUCUCAUCUCUGAUGAAGAGAGAACUGAAGCUAAAGAGAUAGCAGAGGAACUGAAAUAGCUGGAAAGAGCUAUACAGCCAUAAAGACGUAUGAUGACGAAAACGAGGAAAUGUCUACUUCUUUGAAAAGAUGGGAUUGGUAUGGAUUAGUGACUAUAAAAAAAAUAACCUUAUACAUCCUUUUGCACAAUUCAUACCUCAAUCAAAAUGGUAUGCACAGAGAUUGCCCUGAUUUUACAGCAACUACAAUAUUUAAUUUGACUCAGACCAAUAAAUCUCUUAAUGCUCA
This is a messenger RNA of Thalassophryne amazonica, 1177 nucleotides long. RefSeq names its product leucine rich repeat containing 23 (gene lrrc23). The coding region runs from base 1 to 948 and encodes 315 amino acids. The record is from RefSeq and is a predicted model, not a curated record. NCBI's taxonomy places the organism in Eukaryota, Metazoa, Chordata, Actinopteri, Batrachoidiformes, Batrachoididae. The transcript has 8 exons. Gene Ontology annotation, molecular function: protein binding.